Nezara viridula (southern green stink bug) is the source of this 1719-nucleotide messenger RNA. Lineage: Eukaryota; Metazoa; Arthropoda; Insecta; Hemiptera; Pentatomidae. The record is from the annotation of a GenBank genome assembly.
CUCCGAGUGAGGUUGCAAAGUUAACAAGUUUGUGGAGGUGUUUUUAAAUAUUUUGAUGGUGAAAUGGAAGGAGAACCCACUGAGUUAACUCGCAGAGAGCAUAUUAGAUAUCUUAAGCAGUUUCUAAAAUUAUUACCUGACACCUUGUCAUCCUAUGAUUCAACUAGGUUGACUAUAGCUUUUUUUUCUAUAUCCGGUUUAGAUGUGCUUGAUGCAUUAGAUGAAAUAAAGGAUUCUAAAGAAAAUAUCUGCAAUUGGAUUUAUAGUUUACAAAUUUUACCAGAUGCAGAUGGUAAUAUGGAUAGAUGUGGUUUUCAAGGAAGUGAUACUUUCACUAUACGUGUAGAUGACAGCGUUCAAUCUUGUAAUAAACAGUUUACAAGUGGUCAUCUUGCUAUGACUUAUACUGGUCUAGCCUCACUUUUGAUAUUAGGUGAUGAUUUAUCGAGAGUCAACAGAAAGGCUAUAAUUAAAGGUGUAAGAAGCCUGCAACAAGAUGAUGGAAGUUUCUGUGCAACACAAAUGGGAAGUGAAAAUGACAUGAGAUUUGUCUACUGUGCUGCCGUAAUAUGUUAUAUUCUUCAAGAUUGGUCUGGAAUGGACACUGAGAAGACAAUUGAAUAUAUCAUGAGAAGCAUGUCUUAUGACUACGGUUUUGGUCAAGGACCCGAACUUGAAUCGCAUGGUGGUGUAACAUACUGUGCUGUUGCAGUACUUUCUUUGAUGGGCAAACUUCACAGUGUCCUCAAUGUAAAACAGCUGGAAGGUCUAAAGAGGUGGGUACUGAUGCGACAGGUGACAGGUUUCCAAGGCAGGGCUAAUAAACAAGAAGAUACCUGCUACUCUUUCUGGGUCGGUGCCACGAUACAGAUGUUGGAGAUCUUCGAUAUGAUAGAUUUUGCUGAAAAUAGGGCAUACAUUAUGACAACCCAAGAUAGUCUGACUGGAGGAUUCGCCAAAUGGGAAGAUUACAUUCCUGAUCCCCUUCAUACAUAUUUAGGUCUUAGUGGUCUAAGUUUAAUGAAAGAAAAAGGACUCCUAGAAAUAGACCCUGCAUUGAACAUUACACAGAGAGCAGCGAGGUAUUUAAAAAAAAUUCAAGGAACCUGGGAAUGAUGCAAGAUACAUUCUUAUAAUUAAUAUACUCGUAUCAUAUCUAAAAUUUACUGCCAUGAAAAAAAAAAAAUUAAGACAAGUGAAUGUCAUAACAGGAAAAAAAUUUCCUCUGUUGUCAUUAUAAUCUUAUUUAUUCUUAUCAAAAAAUGGAGUUAAAGCCAAUUUGCCUUAAGAAUAAUUUGUUUCGCCUAUGAGUUAUCGAGACAAUAAAAGUACUAUUGCACAAAAAAUUAGCAGGCAUUUUAUAAAAGGAAUUUCAAUACAUUGAUUCUUUAUUGUUAAUUUUUAAAACAUGGUCAAAACUCAAUAUGUUUUGCUUGAAGGGUUAUCAAUUUCAGAAAGUUUAGAAUAUUUUCAGGAAUAUAACUUAUGAAGGUUGAGUCCAUUGACUAUUGAAUUUAAACUGGUGAUUUUCUUAAAAACCUUUUUCUAUUUAUAUCUAUAAUACAAAUUUAUAUUUAAAUAAUUUCAAUUUAUAUCACAUACAUUUCUAGGGCUUGAGGCAAGAAUAUUACAAACAACAUGAUAUUAAUUUUUCAAUAUGAGAAUUUCUAACUUUUGGAAAAUUCUAUAAUUCUUAUCGAAUAUUUUACACAGUUCAUA